AUGGCCACGGCGACCAUGGGGCUGCGACGACGCGUGCCGGUUAACGGCUCGCCGUCCCCGACGGGCCAGUCGUCGGCCUCCUCCUCGACGAACAAGCGCUCCCGCUCGGAGAACAACAACAGCCCGUCCCACGGGAACCUGAACUCGCCGGGCCACGGCGAGCCGCCCGCCAAGAAGUCCCGCGGGACCUCGACCGCCGGCGCCAAGGGCUCGGCCGGUCCCGGCUCGCCCGGGGACUCCAGGGGCCGCGGCGCCUCCGGGAAGUCCAAGGCCGGCGCCUCCGCGCCCUCGGGCGGCCCCGAGUCGCCGGCCGCGGGGUGGGCCGAGGGCGCGCCCUAUGCCCCCGGCAUCCCCGGCCUCUGUUCGCCCGGCCUCGCCAUGCCGCCCGCCAUCCCCUACAUGUCCACCAGCAUGGCGACCUUCGUCGGCACCGCCACCAACCUGGGCAAGAGCUCCUCCGUCUCGUACCUGGACAUCUCGAACAUGACCGGGGGCAGCCUGGCCUCCAGCUACAUGGGCGCGGCCGAGGCCGGCGGGAAGGCGCCCGCGUCGGGCCUGGACGGCCCCGGGGGCGUCGCGAUGCCCUUCUCCGGCGCGUCGCCGGCCCCCGGCGGAGGCGCCUUCGUCGGCAAGGCGGGCCACUCCGUCGGCGAGCCCGGCCCCGGGGUGCCCAAGAAGUUUCUCAACGACGCCAUGUUCAACGCCUACCAGCCCUGGGUGAUCAAGACCUACGGCGACCUCGCCAAGACCAAGACCAUCACCAUCAAGAAGUACGCGCGCAUCCUCCGGACGCUGCGCGGCGAGGAGGUCAACAGCGCGGAGAACAGCAAGUUCCGAUUCUGGGUCAAGAGCAAGGGUUUCCACAUCGGACAGCCCGAAGGAUACGACGCCAAGCCGGCCGAUAGGAUCGUGGGUCGGCACGCCGUCACGAGUCCCGGACUCGACCCGCCCCUCUACGUACCUACGCAGCUGCCGCACAACAAAAGUCUAAAUGGCGCGGAAGGCACGGUGCCGCCAGGCAGAGUGUACAAGAAGGUGGCCAUCGUGGAAAACUUCUUCGACAUCAUCCAUGCCGUCCACGUGGACCUGGAGGGGCGGCCUGGAAAACAUGCCGGACAGAAGCGGACGUAUAGAACGAUUACGGAGACGUACGCGUUUCUACCCCGCGAGGCGGUGACGAGGUUUCUCCUGGGGUGCACGGAGUGCCAGCGUCGACCACGGACGCCGAGCCCGACGAAUCUGUCGAACCAGUCGCAGGCGACGACGGCGUCUUCCUCGUCGACGCCGCUGAGUCCGCUCCCGGCGACGGCGCUCUCGGCGUCGACCGGGGCGGUCCAAAGCAGUCCGCGGCCCCGGGAAGCGAGCCAUCCCCCGGAGAGCAAGAGCCUCUUCAGCUACCGACACCCAAAGCACCAGAAGCAGACCGUCCCCACUGCGGCCAUGACGGCGACGACGGCCCCGGCGACGCCCGCCCCGGCGCCCCUGGCGGCGGCGUCGCCGGUUGCCGCGGCGCCGACGGAGCGGGAGGAGAAGUACAACCCCCUGAGCAUCAGCAACCUCCUCAAGAAGGAGCCCACCGGCAGCGGCUUCGGCGCGAGCCCCGACGCCCUCCCAGACUCCCGGAGGACUCCAGAGUCCGACAGGGCGAGCUCCAGGAGUUCGGCCUCCUCUAAGCGGAGGCGAAUGCUUCCCGAGGGCCGGACGCCGUCGCCGCAGCCAACGCAUCCCCUCCCCAGGCCCUGGAGUCCGGGGCUGGACCCCAAGAACACUCCCGUGGACUACAGUCUUCCCAUCACCACCUCGUACCUAAAGCACCAGCAGCGGAUCCUCGCGGAGAAGAGCAAGGCGGCCUCCAUCGCCGCCGCCGCCCCCGAAGAGGAGCACCGAGACCCCGAUCAGACCCCCGGCCUCCAGGAGGCGGAGGCGCCCGACAUGGGCAGGUUCUCGCCCGCGGCGGGCCUGAUCGAUACCAACCUCAACCUCUUGGCGACCAUUCAGCACCUCCACUGCCAAGUUAUGCUCGCCCUGACCGAGAGGCUGCGCGCCUCCGUGCCGGGGAACGCGCUCUCCCUGCCCGCGGACGUCGCCGCCGUGACCGCGGAAUUGUCCGUCUCGGCGCGGAACGAUUCCUGA
Messenger RNA from Orussus abietinus, 2133 nucleotides. RefSeq lists its product as uncharacterized. The record is from RefSeq and is a predicted model, not a curated record. The transcript is spliced from 3 exons. NCBI's taxonomy places the organism in Eukaryota, Metazoa, Arthropoda, Insecta, Hymenoptera, Orussidae. The coding region runs from base 1 to 2133 and encodes 710 amino acids.